This is a messenger RNA of Perca fluviatilis (European perch), 3894 nucleotides long. RefSeq names its product extracellular leucine-rich repeat and fibronectin type III domain containing 1a (gene elfn1a). Gene Ontology annotation, molecular function: protein binding. Gene Ontology annotation, cellular component: plasma membrane. Lineage: Eukaryota; Metazoa; Chordata; Actinopteri; Perciformes; Percidae. The coding region runs from base 1317 to 3683 and encodes 788 amino acids. The transcript is spliced from 3 exons. The record is from RefSeq and is a predicted model, not a curated record.
UUGUGAAAGUUAGCUAUUACUUUUUAUUAUUACUGAAAAAUUAAAUAAAGAAAAAGCUUUCAGCAUUAGGCCUACUCAGCCUACACCGCAGUCUCAAAAUGAGAGUCAGUUUCACGGAUCUAUGCCAUAUAAACCCUGCAUUAAGUCAUGGCAAACGGUAUGAUUCUGACAAUUUAAAACAAAUAAUAAAGGAUCUGGGCAUUGGCAUGGCCUGAACCUAUUAUCUUGACAUUACACAGUCUUGUACUUAUAGCCCUGUGCAGUUUCACUCAGAUUAGCUGAGGAUUUUGCUUUCUCUGUGCCAUCUGUCUGUGAAAUGCAUACUAUAUAUUACACGCUAUGCAUGUUGAUUUAUUUGAAUUGCACAAGGCUUCAUAUGGAUUGACUGAUUUUUUUUUAGUCAGCAUAGGCCUAAUUUCCAAAGAUCUUUAGCCAGCUUUGAAUGAAGACUUCCAGAUUUUUCUGUCGGGGGAGGAUGUGGUGGUGGUAUUGGGAAGCAUCUGUAGUCCAAAGCAUCAGGGUUGAAAAAAAGCUGAAACAAUGCCAGGUUUAAUAUAAAUUACACUUGCGGUCACACAGCCAAAGAAAUGACAAGCCCAUAGGAACAAUUCUCUGGCUUUCCAUUCAGCUGCACUAUGGACGUAGGUGUAGGAGUGCUGUAUCAUCUCGGCUCUGCUUAAAUAAUUUGAUACUGUCUUAGUGACAAUUAAAACCAGGAACGCAUUUAAAGCUAUUGUGCAUUGUUUCUGCCCCCCACCCUGAGGAAUUCUAUGACAACAACACUGUCAGUGCGUCCACAUGAUACAAGCAUUCGGGAAGAGGCUCUUGCUCCGCGAUCGUCAAGCAGAGUUCAAAAGGAGAAAUCAGUUAACAUCUGCACUGCUGGAGGAUACCAGGGAUGCUUUCUCACACUGAGGACUUCAACCUAGAUUCCAGAGGUAAUUGCAGGUUAUUCCUCCGUGCACAUAAAGAAGAAAGGAAGACAGGGGCAGAAACAAUAAGAUGAGACCAUUUAAUGAUGGUAACCUCUAAGAAGAAAAGCACAAGCCAACCUGAGACGGUGAAAUAUCUUUUAAGCAUUACCACAACUUCACUGCAGGCAAACCUCAAUGAAAGAAACUCAGUGUAAGGGCAGAUUCUUAAAAAAUGUUUUGAUUGGUACAUGGGGACAAUACCAUCCAUCAAUGAGAAGGAGACAAAUAAAAGGAUUGUUUCUGGCCCGGAGAACAGUUGAACAACCAGCUGAUUUUCCAGGAUUGUCUCAGCUCCACUGAAAACACAGUAGUAUCACCUCUCUCAUUUUUUUGGCCCUGUACAUGACUCUUAGAAAAGCACCAAUGGCCUGCAGCUCAGGCAUGGUAAUGAGUGCCUUGUUUUGGUCUGUAGCCAUUGUAUAUUUGACUCAUAUUGGCAGAGUCAGUGGAGACUGCUGGUUAAUUGAGGGGGAAAAGGGCUUUGUAUGGCUUGCAAUUUGUAGCCAAAAUCAACCACCUUAUGAGGCCAUCCCACAGCAUAUCAACAGCACCAUUGUGGACCUUCGUCUGAAUGAAAACAAAAUCAAAAGUAUCCAUUAUUCUGCCCUUAGUCGCUUUGCCAACUUGACCUACCUGAACCUAACAAAGAAUGAAAUCUCCUACAUAGAUGAUGGGGCCUUUUCUGCUCAGUUUAACUUACAAGUCCUUCAAAUGGGCUUCAACAAGUUGCGGAAUCUGACAGAGGGCAUCCUCAGAGGUUUAGGAAAGCUGCAGUACCUCUACCUCCAGGCCAACCUGAUUGAGACUGUGACACCCAAUGCCUUUUGGGAAUGCCCCAACAUUGAGAACAUUGACCUCUCCAUGAACCGAAUCCAGCAGUUAGACGGGUCCACGUUUACAAGUUUGACUAAACUAACCACCUGCGAGCUGUACACCAACCCUUUCAACUGCUCUUGUGAAUUAUUUGGUUUUGUCAAAUGGCUCACCGUUUUCCCAAACAGGACGAAUGAGCGGAUGGUCUGCGACUCCCCACCUGAUGUCUCUGGUUAUAGUUUAUUGAGCCAGAAUCCAAACAAUCCAAAAUAUAAAAAUGCGCUUCACAUGCUCACCACUGUGUGUACUGAGGACUAUGUGACUCCAUUUAUUUCUGUGCCCAUUGAGCCCACAACACCUGUGCCAGACUCCACACUCUGUGGGCUGGAAGAUUGUCCCUCAGGCACGGAACCAGAAGACAUUACCAUCAGUACAACCUACAAUGAUGUGGAAGGAAACCUUCUGAUGAAACUGAAGCAAGUAUCAAAUACAGGUGCUAUCAUCACGGUUCAGAUUCCUCACCCCUACAAAAAGAUGUACAUCCUGGUUCAGUACAACAACAGCUUUUUCACAGAUAUUCAAAACCUGAAAGAUAUAAAGGAGGACAUUGAACUAAAAACCCUUAAACCACACACUAACUACACAUACUGUGUUGCUUCGAUACGUAAUUCUCUAAGACACAACCACACUUGUCUGACACUCACUACUGGUCCUUGGAAUGGAAAGGAUAGAGUUGUAAACAAUGCAACUGCUACUCACUACAUUAUGACAAUCUUGGGCUGCCUCUUUAGCAUGGUCAUUUUUCUGGGUGUGGUCUACUAUUGCUUGCGAAGAAAGCGUCAGCAAGAUGAAAAGCACAAAAAAACAGGUAGCCUGAAGAAAAAUAUAAUAGAACUCAAAUACGGACAAGAACUGGAGGGAGCGACUAUUUCUCGAAUGUCGCAGAAGCAGCUGUUGGCCGGGGAGAGCAUGGCACGUAUGCCGUACUUACCAUCUGCAGCUGAAAUGGAGCAGUACAAAUUUCAAGAGAUAAGUGAUACUCCUAAAAUGAUGAAAGGAAAUUACAUGGAGGUGCGAAGCAUGGACCACCAUGAACGCAGGGAGUGUGACAUGGGAAUGGCUGGGAAUAGCCAGGGGUCAGUGGCAGAGAUUUCAACCAUUGCAAAAGAGGUGGAUAAGGUCAAUCAGAUAAUUAACAAUUGUAUAGACGCUCUAAAGUCAGAAUCCACAUCUUUUCAAGGGAAAUCUGGAGCAGUCUCCACUGCAGAGCCCCAGCUCGUACUAAUAUCAGAACACCCACAGAGUAAAUCUGGCCUUCUUUCCCCAGCGUAUACGGACAGCUAUCACCACUCUCUGCAGAGGCAUCGGACCUCUGAUGUCUCGCCAAAGAGGCCCAGCACUGCCACAGGAGGGCCCAUGCGAAGUCCCAGGCCUUAUCGCUCUGAAUCCAAGUACAUAGAGAAAACCUCCCCAACAGGAGAGACCAUGCUCACUGUAACACCUGCUGCCGCCAUCCUGAGGGCUGAGGCAGAGAAGAUCCGUCAUUAUGACCACCGGCACUCAUAUCCCGAUGCUCAGAUAGAGGAGCUUGAAAGACCUGACAGCCACAAGUCCUCCAUGUUGGAGCCUCUCACUCACUCCCGCAGCAGAGACUUAGCAUAUUCCCAGCUGUCAUCUCAGUAUCACAAUCUAAGCUACUCCUCCAGUCCCGAAUACUACUGCAAACCUUCACACAGCAUCUGGGAGCGAUUCAAACUCCACCGAAAACGGCACAAAGAUGAGGAAUACAUGGCUGCGGGCCAUGCACUGCGUAAGAAAGUCCAGUUUGCAAAGGAUGAGGACCUGCAUGAUAUUUUAGACUACUGGAAAGGUGUAUCAUCCCAACAGAAGUCAUAACCUCUUUAGGGGUUUUAAAAUGGACCACACAUUGCAGAAAAGACACAAGAACCUCAUCUGACAAUUGAAUCAAUGGAAACUUCCAUAUUAUAAUCAACUACUCACUCACAUUCUCUUUUGACUGUGAGUAAAAUGGGGUAAAGAGUAUUUAAAUUUGUAAUAUUAUGUAAAGCAUUCAUCGGGAAAACUUUUAUCUAUUAAAGAGAAAAUA